GCAGCGGCUCGUGUGGAGAUUCAUCGAGCACCUGAGGAAGCGCGAUCGUGACGCUCGUCAUCUGAACCUCCAGAGAUAUUUGCGUUGACGAGCAGCGGGAGAAACGCGUGUGUGCGGAUCGGCUGAUGAACUCGCAGCUGAGCGUGUAGCGUGUGCCGUGAUGACUGACGUGAUGAUCAGCGCCACACCGAUGGACGACAUGAGGCUCAGUCCCAGCAAAGACCGCCUGACCUUCCAGAUCUUUCCGGAUCCCUCAGACUUCGAGCGCUGCUGUAAGCUGAAGGACCGGCUGCCGUCCAUCGUGGUGGAGCCGACGGAGGACGAGGUGGAGAGCGGGGAGCUGCGUUGGCCGCCCGAGGAGUUCUUGGUGAGCGAGGAGGAGGAGGACGAGGAAGAGUGCGACGGAAACGUGCAGAACGGACAGAUGCAGAACUCUCAGCGCUAGAGAGAAUCCGACUGACUGACUCUCACACACAUAGAAUAGACGAUCACACCAACACAUACAGAACAACCGAUCACUGACAUCCGCUCGCUCGGGCCGUGAGCGGACUUCAUUCCCGUGUGUGUGUGUGAGGACGAUUGCACAUGCUCAGUGUGUGUCAGAAGAUUAUUCAUAAUGAUGAUGGUGUGAGUCUGUCCUGCACUCAUUCCUGUUAUUUACAAGCUUUCCUGAAUAACACCGAUCUUCCUGACCAUAUGCCAAUAGUGUUUGUAUGUGGAUUUUACUGUAAAUAUUCUGUAGAUGAACGACAGGUAAGACGUCUUGUGUCAGUCUGCAUCAGUCCUGAAAUCUGUAGGAGAACCGCGGCCGUCUUCCUGAAUUUGUUGUAUUUGUCCACAGCAGAACUGACCGUGUCUCGUGUUCUAAUGGUUCCUGCGUCUCUGUCUGUGUUUGCGAGUGUCUCUAUGCAGUAUAUAUGUGUAUGUAGAUGUCAGUGUUUGUGUUGCGGGUCUGUCACAGAAUCACUUCCUGUCUGUGCAGAGCGUCUGUUCAUCUGUAAAGACUCAGGGAGUUUGCUCUUAUUUUGUAUGUACGCCACUUCCUCUCUGACUGACAGAGGCUGUAAAUAAACCAUUUGAAAGUG
Labeo rohita (rohu) is the source of this 1085-nucleotide messenger RNA. RefSeq names its product LBH regulator of WNT signaling pathway (gene lbh). The coding region runs from base 161 to 445 and encodes 94 amino acids. Gene Ontology annotation, biological process: positive regulation of DNA-templated transcription. The transcript has 3 exons. NCBI's taxonomy places the organism in Eukaryota, Metazoa, Chordata, Actinopteri, Cypriniformes, Cyprinidae. Gene Ontology annotation, cellular component: nucleus. The record is from RefSeq and is a predicted model, not a curated record.